Molecule: messenger RNA, 3109 nt
Organism: Zonotrichia leucophrys gambelii
Lineage: Eukaryota; Metazoa; Chordata; Aves; Passeriformes; Passerellidae
Gene: ZBTB46
Product: zinc finger and BTB domain containing 46
Exons: 11
Coding region: 727-3081 (784 amino acids)
Biological process (GO): regulation of transcription by RNA polymerase II
Molecular function (GO): protein binding; RNA polymerase II cis-regulatory region sequence-specific DNA binding; DNA-binding transcription factor activity, RNA polymerase II-specific
Source: RefSeq, a predicted model, not a curated record
CCCCGCCCCCCGGGGCGAGCGGGGGUCGCCAUGGCCGCCCCUCCACCCCUCGAGGGGCGGCGGGGAGCCCCCCCCCGCCUCUCCCGCACCGCCGCCCCGGUGUUAUCCCCGUUAUUACCGCCCUUAUUAUGCCCGUUUUGCUCCCUAUGCCCGCUUUUAUCCCCGUUUUUAUCCCCGCUAUUCCCCCCACUGGCCGCCCGCCGCGGGGGGAGCGCGGCCGGUCGCGCCCUGCCCGCCGAGGGGGGCACGGAGCCUUCUUUGGGACGCGAUGUCCUAUUUGGUGUGGGUGGAUGGCUUAACUUGCUGGUAAUUUCUGCUGCGUCAACACCCAGCUCAAGGGAGAGGAGAAGAGACAAGGGGGCAUUUUAACAGCAGCUCCACUUGCGGAUAGCCAGCCUCAAUCCCGGCUCCAGCAUUAAAACCCUUUCCGCCCCCUAAAAACCAGCAUCCGUGCAAGUUGGACCAAGAGUUUGUCAGGAGUGUGGUUCAAAACUGCUUGGAAAAAGGGAUGAGGACAUCUGAUGAACCUUCUGGAGCUUCUCAGCAGAGACCAUUCUCCUCUCUUCAUUGAAACAUGCACUGUCCAGCUGUGAAACAUUGCAAGGUUUAUUUUUGCUGACAGGAAACACUUUCAAGUAUCGUUCUGUCUUUCUCCUACAAGAGUUCCCACCAGUGCUGUCAGAAGGUCACAAACAGGGCACUACCUGUGCUGCCCUGGGGCUGUUGAUGUCCUCAGCUGUUGUAGGAGAAACACUAGACCUGGAACCCAGUUUGUUACUGGACUUGUGGAAGAGGAAACAUAAAGAUCUCCAGAUGAAUAACCGAAAGGAAGAUAUGGAAAUUGCUUCCCACUACCGUCACCUGCUGCGGGAGCUGAACGAGCAGCGGCAGCACGGCAUCCUGUGCGACGUCUGCAUCAUCGUGGAGGGCAAGAUCUUCAAGGCUCACAAAAACGUCCUCCUGGGCAGCAGCCGCUACUUCAAAACCCUCUACUGCCAGGUGCAGAAAACCUCAGACCAGGCCACAGUGACCCACCUGGACAUUGUCACCGCCCAGGGCUUCAAGGCAAUCAUUGACUUCAUGUACUCGGCGCACCUGGCGCUGACCAGCAGGAACGUCAUCGAGGUGAUGUCGGCCGCCAGCUACCUGCAGAUGACAGACAUCGUGCAGGCCUGUCACAACUUCAUCAAAGCAGCUCUGGACAUAAGCAUCAAGUCUGAUGCCUCGGAGGACCUCGUUGAUUAUGAGCUGGGAGCCCCUUCCAGCAGCAGCACGGACGCUCUGAUCUCGGCAGUGGUGGCUGGCAGGAGUAUAUCCCCGUGGCUGGCUCGGAGAACCAGCCCAGCAAACUCCUCUGGGGACUCAGCCAUUGCCAGCUGCCACGAGGGAGGGAGCAGUUAUGGCAAAGAGGAUCAAGAGCCAAAAGCAGACAGCCACGAAGACAUUUCAUCCCAGUCUCUCUGGGCUAGUGACAUGGGCUAUGGGUCUAUGCGUAUCAAAGAGGAGCAGGUGUCCCCGUCCCACUACGGAGGGGGUGAGCUGCACUCUGCCAAGGAUAGUGCAAUACAGAGUGGGUUCUCAGAGCAAGGAGGGGAUGGCUGGCAGCCCACGGGCCGCAGGAAGAACAGGAAAAACAAAGAAACUGUCAGACAUAUAACACAGCAAGUGGAGGAUGACAGCAGGGCAAAUUCUCCUGUGCUGCCCCUUUUGCCUGCCUCAGGAUGGCCGUACAGCAGUCGAGACCCAAGCGCCGAUGCGGCCGGGACGGAGCCCAGCAGCUCGGACAGCCGGGUGGAGCGGCCGGAGCCCUACGGCAGCGUGGAGGAGGCGCUGCUGGCGGGGGAGCCCAGCUACAUCCCGCAGCCCCUGACUCCGGACAAGGAGGACGCGCUGCAGGCCGCCACUGUCGCCAACCUGCGCGCGGCUCUGAUGAGCAAGAACAGCUUGCUGUCGCUGAAAGCCGACAUGCUGAGCGAGGACAGCUCGCUGCUCUUCGAGUACCUCCCCAAAGGCACCCACUCGCUCUCCCGGCCUGGCACCAGCUCGAAUCCCUCAAGGGGUGAAAGUGAUGGCAAAGUGGAAGCACCAUCUCCCCCGCUGCCUUCAGCACACCUUGCCUCUCAGAGCCCCACCAGGAUCUGCUCUUCUGGUGAAAUGUCACCAGAAACUGGGAUAAAAGGAGAGGUGCCUUCCUCAACCCAGGCUGCCUUUGACAGAUGGCUGGCACUUUGGCAGUUUGAUAACUCUGACUCAGAUUCCAGUUUCCCAAGAUCUGAAGAGACAGAUAUCACCUCUGAUGGGACCUUCCUGGACUCAGCCCUGGCCAAGAGGCUGACCUGUGGCUUCUGCAGGAGGGUGUUCCAGCGUGCUGAGGAGCUGCAGGAGCACAUCCACGAGCACGCCUUCUCCACGCUGCUCAACUGCUCCCAGCCCGGCCGCUUCCAGUGCUCCAAGUGCCCCGCCAGCUUCACCCUGAAAUCCAACAUGGAGCGCCACGAGAAGACCAUCCACUGCCACUUCAACGAGUUCACAGUCAUCAGGAAGAAGUUCAAGUGCCCAUACUGCAGCUUUUCUGCCAUGCACCAGUGCAUCCUGAAGAGACACAUGAGGUCCCACACGGGGGAGAGGCCCUAUCCCUGCGAGAUCUGUGGCAAGAAGUUCACCCGCCGCGAGCACAUGAAGCGCCACACCUUGGUCCACAGCAAAGAUAAGAAAUACGUCUGCAAGGUUUGCAACCGGGUGUUCAUGUCAGCAGCCAGCGUGGGGAUCAAGCACGGCUCGCGCCGGCACGGCGUCUGCGCCGACUGCUCCGGCCGCGGCAUGGCCGCGCACCUGGACCACAACGGGGCCGAGGGCUCCCCCGAGGAGUGCUACCCCGGCGAGGGGCCCUACAUGGAGGAUCCCGAGGACAUCAAGGUGGAAGGAGACGAGGAGAUGGCAGACGACGACGACAUCAAGUGGAAGGAUGACGUGGGGAUGUCACAGGAUGAUGUGAUUUUAGAUGAUGACAAAGAUGUCGACUCCCCACAGGAGCAGGACAACUCUGGGGAGAACGACAAGGAUUUUACCUGGAUUUCUUAGGGAUUGUUUUUUGUUUGGUUUUUUUUUU